AUCCUUCGAAAUAGCAACCCUGAUGAUCAAGUAAUAUCAUCAGUUCAGAGAUUAUUACUUCGUAGUGUUGCUGAACAUGACAUUUCUGCUCAGGAGACCUGCCAUCUACUUCUAGAGAUUCCUCUUUACCACUCAAGUCGCUCCUUUGUUUCUUUAAACCUAAAUAAAGAAGCACCACGAUGGCUUCGUGGUACUGGUAGCAGUGAAAAUGAGGCGAAUGUUCGAAUUAAAGAUGUUGGAAGGACAGUAAAAUCGCCUUUAAAAAUUUACUGGGAACGGCCUACAGAAUUUGAGAAUUUCUCAUUAUUCCGGCUUAAUUUAACACAUAAAUUUACUCAAAAUCGGUGGAAUAAAUGUAAACAAGAAAAUAUUGUGCGCAUCUUUCCACGGCCGUCACCCUUACGUAAUGGUUCACAAUGGGUGGAAUUUUGUCGAGUAAAAGUUCUUCUUCACGUUCGGCAUAGAAAUAUUGAGCAACUAACUGAAAACGGCACCGUUGAGUGGUCAAUCUUAUUUACUCGUUAUUAUGAAGAAAUUAACGCGGAUGGAAAUGACAUACUUGGACCGGCAGUAGAUAAUGAAGAUGAAACUACCGAUAAUGAAGAUGAGGUGGAGGAAAUUGAAGAUGACGAACAGGAAGAAUGUCGACAUGACUGGAUGUUGCUGGCAGAGAUGGGUCCAAAUGCAGUCAUAGAUAGUUCUUGCGACUUGGGGACCCGUGAUAUGGAUCGGAAUCAUAGAUGGGUUGAUGAUGCUAGACAACGCUAUUGUGAUACUGAUCUUGCAAAUAUUGACCAUUUCAUAAGCCAAGCUUCUAGUAAUAAUCAAAUAAAUGAUGCGAAUUUAAAUUCUGUUAUUGUGGAUUAUCAGACCUUAAAUGAAAAACAAAUGGCAGUAUUUAAACAUGUAGAAUCACAUUUCUAUAGCGUCCUGGCAGGUUGUCAAGUUGAACCACUAAGAGUAAUUAUAAUGGGAACUGCAGGGACAGGAAAGUCAUAUUUGAUAAAAGCAAUUCGAGGCUUACUUAUGCAGAUGACAGGAAUUGAGUCUAUGUCACCAGUACUCGUACUUGCACCGACGGGUGUUGCAGCCUUCAAUAUUAAUGGUAGAACGAUUCACUCUGCACUUUCAAUCGCAAUAAAUUCUACUAAUAAUUUAGAUAUAGACAGUGAGCGAUUGAAACAAUUACAGGAAAGGUUACGAAGUGUGAAAUACUUAAUUAUAGAUGAGAAAAGUAUGGUUGGGCAUCGAUUGCUCGCUUUAAUUGACAUGAGGCUAUGUCAAGCCUUUCCAGAGCAAACAAACGAACUCUUUGGUGGCAGAUCAGUUAUUAUGGUUGGUGAUUUUGGUCAGCUUCCACCUGUACUUGAUCUCCCAAUGUAUAUUGACGUUAAGAAAGACGCAUUGUCUAAUAAUGGACAUGCAGUAUACAAACAAUUUCUAGAGGUAUACAAGCUUGAUAUAGUUCAGUGGCAAUCCGGUGAUUCUGAGGAACAACGGGCUUUCAGGGACGUUCUUUUACGGAUACGUGAUGGAGAGUCGACAGUAGAUGACUGGAGGAUACUUAACACACGAUUCGAGGAAAAAUUAACAAGGGCUGAACGUGAUCAGUUUUCAGAUACUACAUUCAUCCUGCCAAGAUGGUCUGAUGUAAAUGCUGUAAAUAUAGAUAAGCUUAGAUCGUUAAACGUCCCUGUUGCCAAAAUUAAUGCUAAACAUACCGGUGGUGUUGAAGCAAAAAGAGCAGACUCGGAUACAGCACAUGGUCUUGAAGCGCAGCUGUUACUGGCAAGAGGUGCACGAGUUAUGUUGACUGCAAAUAUAUGGACAGAAGCUGGUUUA
Cetraspora pellucida is the source of this 1842-nucleotide messenger RNA. NCBI's taxonomy places the organism in Eukaryota, Fungi, Glomeromycota, Glomeromycetes, Diversisporales, Gigasporaceae. The record is from the annotation of a GenBank genome assembly.